Podarcis lilfordi (Lilford's wall lizard) is the source of this 1482-nucleotide messenger RNA. The record is from the annotation of a GenBank genome assembly. NCBI's taxonomy places the organism in Eukaryota, Metazoa, Chordata, Lepidosauria, Squamata, Lacertidae.
AUGGACUCCCGCUGGGUCUGUCUCCUCAUCCUUGCAGGUUUGUCAGAGGCUGCUGCCCAGGAAGGUUAGUAGCUUAUUCAGCUUAUCCUUUGUGGUCAUCUUAUGACAUCUCCUUCUGACAAUUAAAAUUAUGAUGAAGAUGGGCUUGUAGCCAACAUUAGUCCUACUCAGAGUAGACCCACUGAAAUUAAUGGACCAAAGUUAGUCAUGUCCAUGAAUGGCUUUACUUUGAGUAUGAUGAUGAUAAUAGUAAUGAAACCAUUGCAAUUGUAGCCGUUUUCAUGAAUAAUAUUGUGAUACUAAUUAUCAUAAUUAUAAUUAUGACAGCUUUAUUAUGUCUGUUCUUUAGCUGUGGCUCCUGCAUUGUAGGAUGUUGAACUAGAUCACCCUCAGGGUUCCUUCCAACUCUACAAUUCUAUGAUUCUAUGUUUGUUUGUGCCACAUAUCGGCCUGCACGCUUCACCUUAAAUCACAGCUCACCAGGAGUCACAAUUGGAUUUGUAAUCAUGUGUGGAGAACCUGGUAAAAUCUACGGAGGUCUUCUAGGUAGUGGCACCCUCCCUGUGGAACACCCUCCCAUCGGAUGUCAAGGAGAUAAACAACUAUAUAACAUUCAGAAGACAUCUGAAGGCAGCCCUGUUUAGGGGAAACGUUUGAUGUUUUACUGUGUUUUUAUAUUCUGUGGGAAGCUGCCUAGAGUGGCUGGGGCAAAUCAGUCAGAUGGACGGCGUUAUUAUUUUUUAUUAUUAUUAUUUUACUUCUUUCGUGCAUUAGAACCUACCCCUUUCAAUGAUACUGCUGAGGAAAGCUCAGGAGCCUUGUCAGAGAGGAGAUGGUCCCAACCUUUCUUCCCUGUGUCUCCCUCUUUCCUUGUCUCCUCACAGACCUAACCAGAAAAGUCUUUGUCUUCCGCACGGAGCCUAGCGAGGCCUACAUCAUCCUCAAGCCUCUGCCCAAGGAGCCAUUGCAGAACCUCACUGUCUGCCUGAGGUCCUACACGGACUUGACUCGGCCCUAUGGCCUCUUCUCCUACGCCACUGAGUCUGAGGACAACGAAAUCCUGAUCUUCAAGCCCAAGAAUACCGGGUGUACAUCGGUGGAGAGUACCUGUCCUUCAAAGUCCCAGAGGACACCCUAGACUGGGAGCACGUCUGUUUCGGGUGGGAAUCGGCCACCGGCAUCGCUGAGUUCUGGAUGAACGGCAAGCCUUGGCCACGCAAAGGCUUGAAGAAAGGCUACGUGGUUGGCUCCGGGGCCUUCAUCCUGUUGGGCCAAGAGCAAGACCGCUUUGGGGGCACCUACGACUCCUACAACUCCUUCUCUGGAGAACUGACGGACGUCUACAUGUGGGAUUUCCUCCUGUCUCCUCACAAGAUGCGGGCGGCCUACCAGGAUCUGCAGCUGCCCCGAUGCGCUCUGGGCUGGAAGAACCUGCAGUAUGAAAUCAAGGGAGACGUGGUGGUGAAGGGCAGGCUGAGGUAA